Messenger RNA from Parasteatoda tepidariorum (common house spider), 2920 nucleotides. RefSeq names its product very long chain fatty acid elongase 7. Gene Ontology annotation, biological process: sphingolipid biosynthetic process; very long-chain fatty acid biosynthetic process; fatty acid elongation, polyunsaturated fatty acid. Lineage: Eukaryota; Metazoa; Arthropoda; Arachnida; Araneae; Theridiidae. Gene Ontology annotation, cellular component: endoplasmic reticulum membrane. Gene Ontology annotation, molecular function: fatty acid elongase activity. The record is from RefSeq and is a predicted model, not a curated record.
AUUUAAACAAAGAACCAAAUCACUGUCUCUCCUUGACAUCGAACAAUUCUUUAGACAUGAAACAAAGAUCUACGUGCUUCGAGAUUUAGAAGCUAUUGCCCUAGGUAACGAUCAGUUCAUACGCAUUUAAAAGAAGACGACAGUACUAAGGUCACUUAUAUAGUUCUUAAAUUAAUUGUUAAGGUCAUGGAUCAGAAGGUUGAAAGUGUUUCUGUUCUCUUACUGUAUUUUAAAGUAUAUCAACCAGUUCUUUGCAAGGACAGUUGGACAGUUAAGUUAUAAUAUUUUAAAACUCAGAACCCAAUUUGAAAUUUGAGAACUAACGCGUAAGAACAUCUAUUAUGAGUACUCCAUGGAACUGAUUUAUAAGUUUCUUUUCUAAGCAUAGUUUAUAACACAGAAUAUCUGACAGAAAAAAAGGAAUCAUUUUUGGCUUGUUAACCAAAACUAAGAAGAAGAAAAAAAAGAUUUUAAACUGGUCCAGAUAAAUACUACUUUCGGAGAAGGAGAAAUUUAAGCUGUGCAAAAUGGCGAAUCUCGUCGAAAGAAGAGCCUUCAAUAUUAUGGGAAUUUUCGACAGUUUGGGAGAACAUUUGAAUACUGGAGAUCCAGUGGUAAAAGAAUGGUUCCUAGUAAAAAGCAAUUUUUGGCCCAUUUUCUUAAGUUCAAUGUAUCUGUUAAUAGUGAAAGUAAUUGGACCUUCCAUAAUGAGAGAUAGGAAGCCCUUCGAACUGAGAAUACUUAUGAUGGUUUAUAAUUUGUUUCUUGUUGCCACAUAUACAGUAACUGUCUCUACGGUCCUGUACUGCAUCAGACAAGUUGAUAGUAGUGUUCUUUGUAAAGAUACUGUUGUGAUAUACGGUACCUGCACUUACACGAUGGCUGCUUGUGGAUGGAUUAUCUAUAUGUUAAAAUAUGUAGAAUUCUUAGAUACGAUAUUUUUCGUAUUGAGAAAAAAAGACAAUUUGAUAACAAAUCUUCAUGUGAUACAUCAUUGUGUACUUCCUCUUUGCGGUUGGGUGUUCUUUAGGACAGAAAGAAGUGGAUUUCAAGCAUAUCCCAUUAUCAUUAAUUCUGUAGUUCACAUUGCUAUGUAUGGUUAUUAUGGUCUUGCAGCUAUGGGUCCAGGAGUUCGUAAAUAUCUUUGGUGGAAGAGAUAUCUCACAAUCGCUCAAAUGAUUCAGUUCAUACUUAUUCUAUUCUUCGUAAUGGUUGUGAUGCCUGUUUCUGGAUGCACCGCUGCAAAAAGCAGCAUUUACAUAAACGUAGUUGCAGCCACCCUGUUUUUCGCCUUAUUUUACAAUUUUUACCAGCAUACAUUCAAACCAACAAAGUCCAAAACCAACGGAGUUCAUAAAAAGCGAGAAAUUGAAGACAAAAAAGAAGAAAAUGGUAACAUCCAUACCGAAAUGUCUUACAACGAAACUUAUACGAACGGAAACUCGAAAGUGAAGUGCAACUAAAAGAACCGAAAUUUGUUUUCGUCAACAACAACAAAAAUGGUGCUUAAUUUUUCAGUGGUACUGUUUUCUUGGAUUUUUAACUUUUGUUAUUGAAUGCACAUUAGAAACACCUUUAACUGUAAUAUUAGUAAACAUUGCGUGUUUGUACUUGUCUUUUCAUGUUAUCAAGUGUUUUUAUCAUCUUUAAAAUAACUGAAAACGUUUCCAAACGAGAUUCAUAGUUUUUAAUUGAGUUUCCUAAUUUGCAAAAUCAAUGAAAAAGUUUCAUUAAAUAACUUAUUUUUUGAGAAAUUAUGAAUAAGUUCGCAUACAAAUCAUCCAGAGGAAAAUAAAAGACUUUUCUAUUUGAAUUUCAUACAUUUUAAAAUCAUUAAAUACGGUUUUUAUAACAAAAAAGAAAUUAGAAAUUUUUAAUUUUUUCUUCUUAAUUUUAGUUAUAGUUGACAAUCAUCUAAAUACAAUAAAGUCGUUUCUUUUUUUGAUAAUAGAAUUUGAGAAUUAUAGAAUAUGCAUGUUGUUCACGUGCAGAUUUCAUGAGUUAUAAAAUCGUUGAAUAUGAUUUUGUUACCAAAUCUUUUUGUUUACUGUAUAAAAAGGUAUAUGAAAGAUUAAUAAAUAUUGCAAACGAUUUUCUUCCACACCGAAACAAAUGUAAAAAUUAUUUUUCUUGCAUUUGAUUUGUUAAGAGCAUGUCAGCAUAAGACACGCUAUUUUUGAUGGUCCAAUCAAAACCAAUGAUUUUAUGACGUUAUACAAUUGUUUCAUUUUCAAGAACGAAUGUUCUCCUUAUUUAUCGAACUAUGUCACCGAAUCUAGCAUUCUUGCAAGACUACGUAACUAUAACUUUUUUAAAUAAUUCUAUGAUAUAUAUCGUGAAAGAGAUAGCAAGAAUUAUAUUUCUGUCUGAUGUGUUUAACUUUUAAAAGCUUUUAUUUUGUCUUGAAAACAUAUUUGUAUAAUCUGAUGACGAAAUAAAACGGAACUAUAUGCAGUCGCGGAUGAUUACUUAAAUCGUAAACCGCAAUGGUCUUUUCUUAACUAGCAACAAAGUAAGAACGUUUUAUUUAAUGUUUAACAUCGUUUGAAUUAGUUUUUUACUAUUCAAUAUUAUUCUUCUGAAAUUUUUGUAGCAUGCGUAGCUUAGUCCCACACUCUUAAAUUCAACGUUUUUUUUUCUUUUCUAAAAAUAUAUGUAUAUAUAUAUUAUUUAUAUAUAUAUACGUUUCUUUUUAACUUAGUAAACAGCUUAGUUCAUUUUGUUGAAGUGUAGCGUUUAUGAUCGAUGUUUCUUAAAUCACUUGUUUUGCAGUAUAAUGAAAGAAAAUUCGUAGUUGAAAUGCUUAACUCCGAUUUCAAUCUACAAUUUUCACCAAAUGAUUGUUUUCUGUUAUGUUUUAUUUUAUUAUUAUCUACUAAAUUGUCAAUAAUGUGUAAUAAACUUAUCACAUUGAAAUAUA